This is a messenger RNA of Procambarus clarkii (red swamp crayfish), 717 nucleotides long. RefSeq lists its product as uncharacterized. The record is from RefSeq and is a predicted model, not a curated record. Lineage: Eukaryota; Metazoa; Arthropoda; Malacostraca; Decapoda; Cambaridae.
AUGUGGCUCACACAUGGCCCUCAGGGCCACCCUCAGUUUGACAUGCUUGCUGUAGAGGGUAUAGAGUCGCGUACAUUUGUUCUAGCAUCUAUAGAGGAUUGCAGAGCAGUUAUUAGGAGCACAGAAGUGGAUAUAGAGAGGAUGUGCCCCCCUCUGGAGACGGGGAGGGAUACCCAAGUGCCCACAGAUACCCAGGUGCCCACAGAUACCCAGGUGCCCACAGGUACCCAGGUGCCCACAGAUACCCAGGUGUCCACAGAUACCCAGGUGCCCACAGAUACCCAAGUGCCCACAGAUACCCAGGUGCCCACAGAUACCCAGGUGCCCACAGAUACCCAGGUGCCCACAGAUACCCAGGUGCCCACAGAUACCCAGGUGUCCACAGAUACCCAGGUGCCCACAGAUACCCAAGUGCCCACAGAUACCCAGGUGCCCACAGAUACCCAGGUGCCCACAGAUACCCAGGUGCCCACAGAUACCCAGGUCCCCACAGAUACCCAGGUACCCACAGAUACCCAGGUGCCCACAGAUACCCAGGUGCCCACAGAUACCCAGGUGCCCACAGAUACCCAGGUGCCCACAGAUACCCAGGUGUCCACAGAUACCCAGGUGUCCACAGAUACCCAGGUGCCCACAGAUACCCAGGUGCCCACAGAUACUCAAGUGCCCACAGAUACUCAAGUGCCCACAGAUACCCAGGUGCCCACAGAUACCUAA